Molecule: messenger RNA, 4356 nt
Organism: Coccinella septempunctata (seven-spotted ladybird)
Lineage: Eukaryota; Metazoa; Arthropoda; Insecta; Coleoptera; Coccinellidae
Gene: Oseg6
Product: WD repeat-containing protein 19
Exons: 18
Coding region: 131-4207 (1358 amino acids)
Biological process (GO): intraciliary retrograde transport; cilium assembly
Cellular component (GO): intraciliary transport particle A; cilium
Molecular function (GO): protein binding
Source: RefSeq, a predicted model, not a curated record
CAAUGAAAUCAUCUGGAAGGUUUGACAACUGCUUGACAUUUCUUGUUUGUUUACAUUUAUGGUUUAAAUGUUUUUCAUGUUCAAGUUGCAAUGUUUGUAUUGAUGAUAGAAAUAAUUUUUUUUUAGAAAUAUGGAAAAGCUCCUGUUUCGUUUGGAGCAACCCCAUGGAACUGGUGAUAUAUAUGUAGCAUGGCAAAAAGGAUCUGGAAAUUAUAUGGCCACUACUGGCAUGGAUUAUAUGGUGAACCUAUUCGAUCGUUAUGGCCAAAUAAAAGAUAGAAUUCGUUUACCGGGAUUAUGUUCCGGCUUCGAAUGGGACACUGACGGAGACUUGCUUGCCAUAAUUUCACAAACCCCUCAAGUUAUAAUAUGGGAUUCUAAUACCCAUAAGAAACUGACCAUAGAUGUAGGAUUUAAAGAUACUUUAACAUGUUUACUUUGGGCAAAAAAUAUACCAAUUUUAGCUAUAGGUACAGCUAAAGGAAAUGUUUCUAUUUAUGAUCAUAACUCAUCGAAACGAAUUCCUGUUAUUGGAAAACAUACAAAAAAAAUAACUUGUGGGGCAUGGAACAGUGAAAAUUUGUUAGCUCUUGGAUCGGAAGAUAAAACCAUAUCCAUCAGUAAUAUAGAAGGAGAUACAUUGAGAGUAAUUUCUUUAAGAGCUGAACCGUCUACUGUACAAUUUUCUGAAAUGAAAGUUGAUGACAGAACUGCAACAGGUGAAAACACAGUGAGCAUUCUUGUUGGAAGAAAAACACUCUAUCUCUUCAAUCUUCUGGAUCCGGAAAAUCCGAUAGAAUUGGCAUUUCAACAACACUACGGCAAUAUUAUUGCGUAUCAAUGGUACGGGGAUGGUUACAUCCUCAUUGGAUUCAGUGCAGGUUAUUUCAUUUCCAUUUCAACACACAUAAAAGAAGUCGGACAAGAAUUAUUUCAGAUCAAAAAUCAUAAGAAUGCCUUGACCGAUAUAGCUGUAUGUGAGGCAGUUGGUAAAGCUGCAUCUUGUGGCGAUAACUGUGUGAAAAUCCAUGAUUUAACAAACCUCCAUGAAACUUCGAGUGUGUUGAAUCUGACUCAAGAGUCGGGUUUAGAAAGAAUUUCCUGGAGUAAAGACGGCCAAUUGUUAGCGGUGUGCACAAAAGCAGGCUCUCUCAAUGUGUAUGUUUCACACAUGCGAUUAUUGACAUCAGUGUGCAUACCAAGGAUAGCGAUAUUGUCAAGUUUGACAGAAGUUAGCCUCUACAAUUAUGAUCCCACCAAGGUUAAGCUUAUACCUAUACCUAUCACAUUGGACAUAGAACCUAGCUUUAUAGGGGUGGGGACAUACCACUUGGCAGUCGGAAUGAACAACCGAAUAUGGUUUUAUGAUUUAACGAAACCCCAACCUGGAAUUGAGGACGCCCCAAUGUUGUUGAAGGAUAGACAAUAUCUGGGGGGCGUUACUGCAGUAAAAAUGAAUUCUGAGUAUGCAGCUGUGUUUUACGAAGGAAAAAUACAGUUACACCUGAUCGAACAACCAGAUUCAAGCCAAGAGGAGAAAGAAUCGAUAAUAUUCCCUGAUAAUUCAGAGGAAAACAUAACCUGUUUUUCCAUAACUACAGAUUUCUUGGUUUAUGGUACAGAUUCCGGAGAUAUUGCAUAUUUUUGCCUGGAAGAAUGGAGUCACUCGCAUCAGUAUAAACAUUCCGUUAGUCUUACCGAUAUAUUUUUAGAUAUAUCUGGGACAAGAGCUCUGGUUUUAGACGUUAAAUCGCAGGGUUAUCUCUAUAACGCAGUAUUCAAUAAAGUUAUACCUAUACCUGAUUUACCGAGUAAAAUAAGUGGAGUUACUUGGGACAGCAAUUUACCAGAUAGGGAUGUAUUUAUUGUUUUCAAUGAAAGUGAUAUCCUCACAUAUAUUUAUGUGAAGAAUUCUAUAUAUGAUGCUUCGGUGAAAAAGGUAGGUCAAACACCGCUACUAAGUAAGCAGAUACCAUUGUUGAUGACGUCAGGAGAGGUGAUUGCAGCUACAGCUGGAGGUCAGUUGACCCAGUUGCAACUCACUACCCACGACAACGGAAACAUAGAUAAGAAUCCGAAAGCUUUGGAAAUACGUUUACAGAAACAACUGGAGCUGAAUAGGUUUGACGAAGCUUUUAGCACCUGCGAGCUGAUCAAAUCUAAGGAAUCGUGGAAGAGACUGGGUGAAGAAUGUUUGAAACAUCUAGAGAUAGAGUUAGCUAUAAGAGUUUACAAAAAGUUGGAGGACGUAUCGAUGGUACGAUCCUUGAGAAGCCUUUCCGAAACUGAGGAAAUCAAACUCCUGUGUGGCUUUGUUUCACUUCUACUUGGCGAAUUCGAUAGAGCCCAGUCUUGGUUUUUGAGCUCGUCUAAUCCGCAUGCGGCCCUCGAAAUGAGAAGGGACCUUUUGCAAUGGGAACAGGCGUUAGAUUUGGCCAAGAAAAUGGCACCCGAACAAAUCGCACUAAUCUCCAGGGAGUACGCUCAACAGUUGGAAUUCAUAGGAAAUUAUUCCGAAGCUCUCAUUCAUUUUGAGAAAGCCCUUCAAGAAAAUUUGAGCGAGGAGCAUACCUAUCUCUGCAAGGCAGGCAUAGCGCGUUGUUCUUUACACUGUAACAACUUGAGGCACGGUCUGAGUAUAGCCAUCGAGCUGGAUGUGAAAACCUUGCAGAAAGAAUGCGCUGAAAUAAUGGACAAGAAAAAGCAGUUGUCUGAGGCAGCCCUACUUUAUGAGAAAUGCGAUAAUUACGAUAAGGCUGCUACCAACUACAUAAAAUUAAAAAACUGGACCAAAGUAGGGGAAUUACUACCAAAAGUCAGCUCCGGAAAGAUACAUCUAGAAUAUGCAAAGGCUAAGGAGAAAGAAGGACAUUACGAGGAGGCUGUUAAGGCUUACCACAGCGCUAAAGAUAUAGACUCCGUGAUUAGGUUGAAAUUGGAACAUUUGAACAGUCCGGAAGAUGCUGUUGAAUUAGUGCAAGAAACAAAGAGCGUAGAAGGUGCGAAGCUUGUGGCUAGAUUCUUUCAGAGGCUCAACGAUUACAAUUCGGCAAUUAAAUUCUUGGUUAUUUCGAAAUGUAACGACGAAGCUUUCGAUCUAGCCAGGAAACACGGUAAAAUGGAAUUGUACGGGGAAAUAUUGUUGAAUACAUUCUCACCCGACGAGUUGAAGCCUCAGGAUUUCGCCAGUAUCGCUUUGUAUUUUGAGAAUGAAAAGAAUCUUUUACUUUCUGGUACUUAUUGGUAUCAUGCAAAGGAAUACAAUAAGGCUCUCAAACUUCUCCUCGACGCAGCAAAAUCUAACUCUAAAGAAAACGCAGCUAUCAGCACCGCCAUAGAUGUUGUUGCAACAUCUAAAAACGACCAGUUAUGCAACACACUAAUUGAUUACCUAUUGGGCGAAACAGACGGUUUACCUAAGGACCCGAAGUACCUAUUCAGACUAUACAUGGCUAAAAAACAAUACAAGGAAGCCGCCAAAUCCGCUAUUAUCAUAGCGAACGAAGAGCAAAUAAAUGGAAACUACCGAAAUGCCCAUGACGUUCUAUUCGGAAUGUGUCAAGAAUUGAAGAACAACAAUAUAAGGAUACCUCAAGAUAUGUUCUUCAACCUACUCCUGUUGCAUAGUUACAUAUUGGUGAGGUUACAUGUGAAAAGGGGCGACCACCUUAAGGGCGCCAGAAUGUUGAUAAGGGUAGCAAACCACAUAUCCAAAUUUCCAUCUCAUAUUGUCCCUAUUUUGACUUCGACUGUAAUAGAAUGCCACAGGGCAGGUUUGAGGCAUGCAGCUUUCAAAUACGCCACAAUGCUGAUGAAUCCGGAAUACCGGAAAAGUAUAGAUGCUAAGUAUGCGAAAAAAAUUGAGGGUGUUGUCAGAAAACCGCCUAAAAAUGGAAAGAAUGGGGAGCCUCUAGGCGAUCCCUUGGAAGCUCUGACACCCUGUCCAUAUUGUGAUAACAUGUUACCUGAAACCGACAUAUUUUGUAGUAGCUGUAAACUGAAUAUACCCUUCUGCAUUGUGACAGGUCGUCAUAUUGUUAAGAACGAUCUGAGUGCUUGUCCUGAGUGUGAUUUUCCAGCAAUAAGGGUGGAAUUUCUAGACAUUCUUGACAAAGAAGACAGUACUUGUCCUAUGUGUUCUGGAAAAGUAGAUCCUAAGAAAAUAGUGAAAAUUGAGGAUCCUCGUUCAUACCUGAACCUUGAAUAAAACUGAUCUCUUUUUAAUAUUACUCUUAAUUUUUUAGGCAAAUAAUUCCGUCCAUAUUUUGUGAUAGAGCAACACAUUUUUGCAAUGUUUGUGAGUAAUAAAUUUAACUUAUUGUUCUAUAUUUAUUUGUUAUAAAUAAAAAGUGCAAU